This is a messenger RNA of Malania oleifera, 771 nucleotides long. Its product is annotated as putative disease resistance protein At3g14460. Bases 1 to 681 code for a protein of 226 amino acids. The record is from RefSeq and is a predicted model, not a curated record. Lineage: Eukaryota; Viridiplantae; Streptophyta; Magnoliopsida; Santalales; Ximeniaceae. The transcript has a single exon.
AUGGCGAGGUUGUUGAAUCUUCAGGUGUUGGAGAUAGACCGUUGCCAUAAAUUGAAAUCCAUUUUUCCCCCGAAUUUAGAGGGCUUCCCGCCCUCCCUUCAGCAGAUGAAAGUCACCUGGUGUGAAGAAUUGACGUCUCUGCAAUUCGGUACGUCUCUCAAGAAAUUAACCAUAUUGCAUUGCCCAAAUCUGGAAUCUGUGCCGGCUGAUUUACUAAAAUUGCACUCCCUCUCAGAUUUAAGUAUUUGUAAGUGCAAAAGAUUGAGUAGUUUGCCGGAAGGGCUAUUGUGCUGCCUCCCCGAGUUGAAGAGCCUAGUGCUCGGAGAGUUUAAUGAGGAGCUGGAUGGUUUCCCCUCACUUCUCUGCAGCACCAACCACCACCGCCACUGCCACCACCAAUUCCAGCUUGAAUCACUACAUCUAUAUGGUUGGCCUAAGCUCAAGUCUCUGCCCAACCAUGAACAACUUCUUCCCCGCCUCUCUUCCCUACUAAUUCUCCGGAUUGAGACGUUUGGUCUUUUGCAAGCUCUACCGGAGUUGCUUCCGAAAAACCUUCGACAUCUAUUUCUUAUGGAUUGCGAAGACGAUGAGCAUCUGGUGGAAUCCGUGCGAAGCGUCACCAAAUCAAGAAACUUGAUUGUUAAUGGCCAAAUCAAGAAACUUGAUUGUUACAAAAAUUAGUGGUUUUUUUUUUUUGUAUUUUAUAAAAAUUUCAAUAUUUGACUGAAAUUUCCCAUAAAAAUGUGAAUAAGUAGAGUCUCAUUUUUCUCA